GUCGAGCUGCACUAACCUUAUCGUGGUGUUAGCUAUUGGAGUGGUGCUGCUAAUGGCCAUUCUAGCCAAAGCCGACAGCACGAGAAACGUACAAAGCUUCGUCCGUAUCGAUGUGUCCAAGAUCAAUCAAAAGAAUGCAACGGAAACAACCACGGUGGGCAAUGGAAAUGCUACGGAAGGCACCACUAGCGAAGCGACAACAACAACCACGAGCAGCGGAGCGGCUACAGCAGCUAGCACAACGGAAACCACGUCGACAUCCAGCUCGAGCACGACUAGCAUUCCGUCCAGCACUAGCCCAACCCCUUCCACGGCAGUUACCAUGAAACCAAUCAAUCUAGACCCAGUUUUGAUUCCUCCAGAUCGGCGGGCAGCUAAAAUAAUCCCAAAAGGAUACUACUGUCGUUGUGAUUUGAAGAUAAAUAUUUGCGAGAUAAAUUGUUGCUGCGACAUCGACUGCAACGAGGCAGCGCUGAAGACGUUCGAUUGCAACCAAGAACAGCUGGACACCGGCGAUUAUCAUCACGACGAGGGACUGCAGUCCUGCCGGGUGCAAGGUGGAUUGCUGUGCCUGAUCGAACCCAUCCAUGAGGAAGGCGACGAAUUACAAUACAACCAAAAUCGUAAACAGGAGGCUAUGAAACACCGCUGGAAGAAUGUGUUUCGUGUUGAUUCGAAGGAUCCAGACGAUUCCCGACAUGCCCACUACCGUGUAGAUGAUUUACUUUAUUUUUACAAUGAAACCAGCGAAUCGGUUGAACCAUUCACCCUUCCAUAUUCACUCACCGGAAAUGAUUGCCACAUCGAACAGCACGUGCGUUUCCUACGAAAUCGUAGCAACCGCUGCCGGCGUCUGCUAGACGACGUGACGCCCUUCAACAGAAGAUUUCUGGCGCAGCAGGCCAGUAACCGUUUCUUCCGUUCGCCCAAAAAAUCCAUGGUUACCGAGCAUCCGUGCAUGGUGGACGGCGAUUGUCUUAAUGUGACCCUCACCAUCUGCCGCCUGACAAAUGUGACCAAAGGAUGGAGCUGCAUCAACAGUAGUAACACAACCAACAGCACCACAUCGGAUACGCUGCUGGGUUUGAUGGAAGAGUCUGAAGAUGAGUACGAACUCCAAUGCAGCAGAAUCGAGCUACAAUUCCGUCACAACUUUACCGAUCUUCUCGCCGUCGAUGCGACACUGUUCUGCGAACGGGACAACAGUGCCGCUGAUACGGAUUCUGGUUGGCAAAGGAUAACCGUACGGUUUGAAGCUCAAUCUUCACGUAACGUAAGCUACGCAGUCAGUGGUAAUCUGGGUUACUUGCGCCAGAAACCACUCAUCGUGACCCACUUCGAGUUGCCACCGACGAACACUACCAACGCAGUAAGCGGUGACGGAGUUCCUGACAUCCGGCCUUCGGAACCAACUAAGCAACCAGCGAGAACCAUGUUGGCCUACUUCACCAAUGGAACGCGGCUACCCGAUGAAACCUUUCGCCUUCGGUUGCCAAUUAGCAGACGGAACCGAUGCCACCUGUCGGAGCAGAUGCACGGGACAAUAGACUUUGGAGUUGAUUCGUGGCAUCGGUGUAAUUACGUUCCGUCAACGCAAGCCAUCAACGAUACCGAAGGAAAUGGUGGUCGCAAUUACACUUCGUUUUGUCGUGAGCUACAGGAACAACUCUAUUCCCUGCUGCUGCCCGGUAUUCUAUCGGAUGAUCGGUACGAUCACGUCAACCUGUACGUCUCCAAGUAUGGUAAUCCUGUGAACCGCACCGUCGACUGGAUUCCGUUGCGAACCGUGAAUGCAAUGAGCGAAACACAAUUGGGAGGUGAAGAUACGGUCGAGCAUUUCACCUGUCGGAACAUGCACAUUAACGUGGACUACCGGUUCUACUAUGCAGUUGAACGUGUUCACGAGGUCCGCCAUCAGGCGAUCAUACACGACGGUGAGAUCGUUUUCGGGCCGCGGGUGAAUUUACGCUUCCGACUGGACGAGGAAAUCCGUAUACCGAUCUUUGUUCAGGUACAAUUCUUCGAUCUUACCUCAUCGGCCAUGGACAACGGACCAUCGCCCUGGAUCGGAUGGUUUUUAUUCCUCCUAACGAGUGUGUUGUUUUUAUGGGGUUUUCAAUAA
Anopheles aquasalis is the source of this 2122-nucleotide messenger RNA. Its product is annotated as tectonic. Gene Ontology annotation, cellular component: ciliary transition zone. NCBI's taxonomy places the organism in Eukaryota, Metazoa, Arthropoda, Insecta, Diptera, Culicidae. The record is from RefSeq and is a predicted model, not a curated record. Gene Ontology annotation, biological process: cilium assembly.